AUGGACGAACGUUCAUCAUCUGACAAUGAUAAGACUGACUGUGAAGAAGAUGACGAGGAUGGGAUUUCGGAUACCUUUUAUGUAGAAAAUAAUGAAGACGAUUUGGAGGAGGGCGAUAUCAGAUCAAAGACUACUGAAGCGGUCAUAGAAUCGAACCUGGUUAAGGAGACUACGUCUCUGACGGACACCCCGAUGGAGGUGGUUGACCGUAGAAUCGAAAGCGAUAGUCGUGGGGAACCUCAAAGAGACGACACAGAUAUGGUGGCGAAUAGUAAUGGGGGUCUUGGUGGGUCACCUAGUGGGAUUCUAAAGAAUCUAAAUAACCUUGCUAAAACUGGGUGCUUUGGGCCCUUUCCAAAUAAUAUGGGUUUGAACGUGAUCCAAACGGGUGGGCAAGAUGUUAACUUUGAUAGUGCCCAAGAUAAAAAGAGAAGAAUAUUUAUAAAUGUCAAUGAUACUCCUAUCGCUUCUUCUGACCCUUCUGUGCCUCAUGCCUCCUUAGAUCUAAAUAAAUGCCUAAGUCCUACCCACGUUCCUCUCCCAGACACUGUGCCUAAGUCCUACCCACGUUCCUCUCCCAGACACUAUGGUUGA
Molecule: messenger RNA, 594 nt
Organism: Lactuca saligna
Lineage: Eukaryota; Viridiplantae; Streptophyta; Magnoliopsida; Asterales; Asteraceae
Source: the annotation of a GenBank genome assembly